This is a messenger RNA of Chlorella variabilis, 6843 nucleotides long. RefSeq lists its product as hypothetical. Gene Ontology annotation, biological process: N-terminal peptidyl-methionine acetylation. Lineage: Eukaryota; Viridiplantae; Chlorophyta; Trebouxiophyceae; Chlorellales; Chlorellaceae. The record is from RefSeq and is a predicted model, not a curated record. Gene Ontology annotation, cellular component: NatC complex. The coding region runs from base 1 to 6843 and encodes 2280 amino acids. The transcript is spliced from 28 exons.
AUGGCGCCCUCCCUGCUGCCUGCCUGCUGCUGGCGCGACGAUGGCUGGCGCCCACCCACCCGCCUAACCAAGCCAGUGGCGGCGGCCCUCCAGGCGCUGGCCGCCGCGGAGGAGCAGCUGGAGCAGUGGGUGGCGGGCACCGGCGGCAGCGCCAGCAGCGGCAGCAGCGGCGGCGACGGCGGCGGCAAGGGCGGCGGCGGUGGUACUAGCGGCAGCCCCCAGCAGCAGCCUGGCAGCGCUGCUUUGCAAGGCAGCGGCUGGCCUCCCAGCUCGGAGCAGGCGGCGGCACUGCUGGCCCGCAUCCGCUUCCGGCGGCUGGUGCUGGAGGCGGCGCAGUCGCUGCAGGUGUACAGCCAGGCGGGGGUGGAGGCGGCGCGCCGGCAGUGCCAGCUGGCAGAGGCGCAGCUGGCGCUGGUGGAGGGGAGCGCCGGCCUGGCGGCGGCGCCGAACAAGGCCCCGGGCUUUGUGCCUGACAUCAACCGGCAGCACAUGGGGCUGGUACCGCCGCGCCGCGUGCACGCGGUGACCCUUGGGCAGGCGGUGGAGCACUGGCGGCGCGUGCUGCGCGGCCUGGCCGACGCCUUGCACGCCCUGCUGUUUGUGCGGGGCAGCUGGCAGGCGCUCAAGGCCGCCCUGGUCGACCUCGCCUCCCACAACCAUCACUCCAUAGUGCGGUCGGCGCUGCACCUGCAGCUGAUCAAGCCGCUGCCGCCUCCGCCCCCGGCCCCGCCAGCCGGCGCCGCGGCGCCGCCUGCGCUGCAAAACGGUGGCGGCGGCGGCGGCGGCGGCGGCGGCAGCAAGCCCGGCGGCGGCAGGAAGCCUGCGGCGGAGGUGCCGCCGUGGUGCCCCGGGCAGCAGAUGGUGUGCCAGGAGUUGGGGGUGGCGCUGCCCUCGGUGCCGUGCCCAGAGGCGGCGCUGUUCCUCGAGCAGGCUGCGAUAGCGAUCCAGGGCCAGGCGUUCGCGCUGUGCCUCAACCGCUGCCGCCAGCGCCGCCGCCUGCGCCGCCAGAUGGAGGACUGGAAGAACAUCUUCGACCACGCCUUCAACGCGGACGUGACCCCCGAGAUGCAGGGCUGGCUGGCCAAGGCGGGGUGGCGGUGGGAGGGCCAGCACGAGGGCCUGCUGCAGGGACAGGGCCCGGCCGCGACCUGGGCGGAGCGCGAGGCGGCUGGCUGCGCCCUGCUGCACCUUCAACUCGGCUUCCCGCUGGACCUGUAUGCCCCGUACGAGUACUGCCAGAUGUACUGGUACUGCGACUACCUUCUAGAGUGCCAGUACCGCCAGGGCCGCCUGCUGCACGCCGCCGCCCCGGCGCCGCCGCCACCCCCCCGCCGCGGCGCCGGCGGCCGCGGGGGCAAGCAGCGCAGCGGGCGCGGCGGCGGCGCCAGCCCCAGCAGCGGGCAGAUGAGCGCCGGGGAGCAGGUGGUGGCGGCCAGGGAGGUUGAGCUGGUGCUGCUCGAGGUCGAGCGGCUGAUGUGCGGCGGCAUGUUCCGAGCGGCCAUUGCGCUGCAGCAGCUGGGCUGCAUCGCGCUGCCAGACGCGCCCUUCAACACAGAGGAGCAGCGGUACGAGCAGCGCUUUGGCUUCCUGGAGCAGAUGUGCCGCCCCGAGCUCCUCCCCUACCCCCACUACCGCUCCAGCACCGACCCUGCCGGCCUGCCGCCCGCCCGCGUGCUGGCAGUGGCGCUGUCCUCCUUCCAGCGCGCCGGCGAGCGCGCGGGCGGGCUGCUGGCGGCGGCGCCGCUGCGGGCGCUGCUUCGGGAGGAGCAGGUGCGGCACCUGGAGGGCGUGCGGCGCACCGCCGCCCAGAACGCGGUGGCGGCCAAGCUUCUGGCAGCCACCGCGAACCAGCCGCGCUUCUACCAGGGCCGCACAGGAAUCACUGCCCUGAAUGUCGACCCCCAGGGCGCCCUGUUCCUCAACGACGCCCUGCUGCGCACCCUCACGCGCCAGCUGGGCCUGGCCGAGUGCCAGGUGCUGCUGACGCAGGGGGAGGAGUGCGAGGCGGCGCUGGCCGCCGCCCCCUGCCCUGACCCGUCGUGGGUGUGCGGCGGCGACAUGGUCAUCGCCAACUCCGUCUACCAGGCCGCGCGCAGCGGCCUGUGCGCCGGCGGCAGCACCGAGGCCGUCUGCCAGACGCUGGCCGACUAUCCAGACAUCGCCGCGGCGGUGGCCGCCGGCGAGUGCGAGGCCAUGUGCUUUGCGCAGCUGGCGGCGGGCAAUGACACCGCCAGCGGCGGCGACGCCCCCGGCGCGAAGCUGGGCCCGCCGCCGCCGCCGCCAGGCCCUCCCAAGGCCCCCGCCUCCGCCUGCUACGCCUUCACCCUGCAAGUCGACUCCGCCACCCAGAAAGAGGCGCAGACGGUGGCAGCCAACGUGCACAAUGCCUCCACCAUGGGAGUGCUGCUCGACACCCUGGCUUCUUAUUCCGCCCCCGGCAAGCGCAUCGCCUUUGUCAUGGGAGACACAGACCUCAGCCCCAUCGUCGGCUUUGGCUACUUCCCGCCGCCCAGCCCGCCGCCGUCCCCUCCUCCACCCUCCCCACCGCCACCGCCCUCCCCGCCACCGCCCCUCGUGUCCUUCCAGCCCACCGCCAACGCCUCCGGCAGCAGCCCCAGCUUUGACAUCCAGUCCGUGGAUGGCUCAGCUGAGCUGCAGUAUGGCGCCUGGAGCGGGUGCAGCUCUCCCUGCGGCCCCGGCUGGCAGACGCGCUCCGCCUCGUGCCUGUCGGCCACAGGCUCGCUGCUGCUGCUGGGGCUGUGCCCUGGUGCCGAUGGCGCCCUCAUCUAUCGUGCCUGCACCGGCCCCUCCUGCCAGACCGCCCACUGGGAGUACUCUCCCUGGAGCGCCUGCAACGCCACCUGCGGCGGCGGCGUGGCCACCCGCGUCGCCACCUGCUCCGCCCCUUCGGGCUCUAAGUGCGACCCAGCCACACAGCAGGCCACGGAGCAGGAGUGCAACACCGCCGCCUGCGAGGUCUUCGCCUGGCGGGCAGGGGACUGGGGCGCGUGCAGCGCCAGCUGCGGAGGCGGCGACCAGUCGCGGACGGUGGCCUGCGUCGAUCCCUCGGGGCAGGCGGUCGCCGGCGACAAGUGCGCCGUGGCGCAGCCGCCCGCCCAGCAGCGGUGCAGCCUGCAGCCCUGUGACUUCUGCGCCGGCAACGGCUGCUUCGGCUACGGCGUGUGCAGCGGCGGCGCCUGCGCCUGCAGCCCGGGCCUAAACGUUACGGGAGAGUACUGCCAGGUGCCCGCCGACUGCGACAGCGGUGUGGUUGAUGUGCAGCUGCAGUGCUGCGGCUCAGGCCUGGUGGAUGCAUCCGGCGCCUGCUGCCCUGCUGGCGCUGUGCUAGACGCUGCGGGUGCCUGCUGCGACGCCGGAGUGCUCGACGCCUGCGGCGUGUGUGGCGGUGCAGCCCUGUUUGUGGACACCUCCGGCGCCUGCUGCGCGACUCUGCUGGAUGCCAACGGCGUGUGCUGCCAGAGCGGGGAGGUGGAUGAGUGCGGCGUGUGCGACGGCGUGGGCAACAGCUGCGCCGUCACGCUGCAGCUGGAGAUCGACGUCAGCCCCAGCCUCAUCUACGGCGACAGCAUCGAGGAGGCCCCCCUGGAGGCCUUCCUCGCCAACCUGACUGACACCCUGCAGCUGCCUCCGGGCUCGCUGUCCAUCGACUCGCUGCAAGAGGCCGACCCCUCGGCCGCAGGCACCCUGGCCGUCGCCUCUGAGGACGGCACCAAGCGCCUGCUGCUGGCAGAGAAGCAAGUGGGCGGCACCGCAGGCGCCGAGCAGGCCUCAGAGAAUGGCAACAGCGCCGCCUCGAGCAGCAAGGCGGAGGAUGAGGAGGAGCCCCAGGAGCCAGUCACCCUGACCGCCACCAUCACUCUGGAGCCAGACGCGGCCGCAGAGGGCGACGGCGGCCCCUUCUCUGCAGCCUGGUUUGAGGCGGCGCUGGUGGCGGCCGCAGCGCAGCAGUCGCCCGCUGCCCCGGUGCAGCUGGGCGGCGCGCAAGCGGGCAGGUUGGGGGUGUGCGGCAAUGGUAUUUGCGAGGUGGGGGAGCGCAGCGUGGAGGGAUCCAUCAACGGCACCUGCCCGCAAGAUUGCGGCUUUGAGUCCAAGAGCUGCCCCGCGGGCUGCGGCGAUGCCGGCGUGUGCCAGCCCGCCAGCGGCGCCUGCCAGUGCUUUGCCGGCUACAGCGGCGCCACCUGCGAGGUCUGCGCCUCAGGCUACACUGCACAGGCCAACGGCACCUGCGUGGCCGAUGUCGUGCAGCUGGGGCUGGUAACCCCGGCAGCCCCCUCCUCCGACACUGGCUCGCCAACCGCACAAACCGACAGCGCAGAGAGCCAGGGAGACGGCGGCAGCACCAACGUCGGUGCGAUUGUGGGCCCCAUCAUCGCUGUGGCGGUGGUGGCCCUCACCGCUGGCAUCUUCCUCCUCCACCGCCGCCGCCGCCGAGCCUUCCUGGCCUUUGCCGCCGCCCACUCACCCACCAGCUCCGGCGGCGCCUGUGGCGACUUGGAGAGCCAGUCUGGCGGCUCCGCGCCUGGCGACGCCGGCGCCGAGACCCGCAGCCUUCGCGACAAGUACAGCUCCGGCAGCAGCCUGGGCGGGGCCAGCUCGCAGGGCGCGUCGCAGGGCGGGUUUGGGGGUGGAGCAGGAGGAGGCGGCGGGCGGGGCAUGCGGGACUCGCAGGACGCGUUCUUGCAAGGCAGCCAGGAGCAGUUCAAGUACUAUUCCAACUCUCUGGCGCUGCAGCCCCAGCCGCAGGGCAGCGGCGGCAGCGCCGGCACACACCCGCUGCGCCACUCGCUGUCGGCGUCCACGGGGGCGCAGCCGCUGGCGGCCGCGGCGCUGGCGGCCGGCGCCCUGGCCGCCACCGCCAUCGCCUCCACCACCCCCAUGCCAGCAGACAGCCACCUGCGCCACUCCCUGGGCAGCCUGGACAAGCAGGGCGGCACCUCCGGCCCCACCUCUGCCACCCAGAGCAGCUCCCAUGCCUCUGGAAGCAGCGGCAGCGGACAGGGCGCCCCCGCGGCACCCACCCUAGACGCCUCCCACCUGUCUGCCGACAGCCCGGCGGUGGCCACCGCCGCCACUUCCAUGAUGGUGCACCCCAUGCUGUCCGCCCAGCCCUCCAUAUCCCAGCUGUCGCUGCCCUCCACUGUGGGAGCGGCGCAGUGGCCGGGGGAUGCCAAGCUGCAGGGAGUGCUGGCGCCGCGCUACGCGGCCUCGCCGCUCGACCCGCAGGCCCGCCUGUUCAACAACCCGGCAUACAACGCAGAGGACGUGGCGCGCAUGAGCGACAGCCAGAGCAUCAUGAGCGCCUCCCAUGUGCCACGCCCCGGCGCCCUGCGCAUGCCGCUCACCGACCGCCCAAGCGUGAGCGGCUCGCAAGAGCUGGCUGCCGACCCGGCGCAGCGCCGCGGGCUGGAUGUGAGCCAGAGCUUGGCCAGCCAGGACACGCGGGCCCGCCGCGACAAGCUGGACAAGCUGCGGGCGGCGGUGGAGGCGCUCGAGGUGGAUGCAGCAGAGGGGCGCCUGGGGUCGGCGCGCCGCAGGGUGGCCGCCCCCGGUGAGCUGGAGUCGCCAUCGGGCGCCCACCCCGCCAACCUGCGGGCCAGCGUGGAGUCGGUGUGCUGGGUGGGGCAGGAGGAGCAAGAGGGCAACGCCUCGCCGCUCACCCUGUCGGACAGCCAGCGCGCCAGGAGCUUCCUGGAUGGCCGUCCCGGCGUGCCCAGGCUGCAGCUGGGCAGGCUGUUUUCCGGCGACCAUGCAGGUGCCGCUGCGGCGGCGGCAGAGGCAGCAUCUUCGCGUGCAGACGAUGCCUCCACGGCCGAGGCGCCGCCGGCCAGGCCCGCGCUGCCGCUGCUGGCGCUCAGCAAGCUCAACCCCGCGGCGGGCGCCAGCAGGAAGGGCGUGGUGCAGUCCAGCCGCAUCCCUGCCGCCAACUUUAGCGCGAUGGAUGCCAGCCUGCACCGCUCCCCCAGCAAGCUGCAGUACAGCUCCUCUGGCUACCUCACCACCACCGCCAGCGCCUCAGGCACAGGCAGCGGCCCCGCCCUUCCCGAUCCGCUGGAGGAGCUGGAUUCGAUGCUGGGCUCGGCCCGGCCCUCGCAGCCCACCAGCACGCGCGAGGCCAUCGCCCAGGGCUUCUCCCGCCUGCUGGCGCCGCUGCGCUCGGCGCGGCGCCAGCCGGACGUGGACUGGGCGGGCCAGCUGUCGUCGCGCGGGCUGGGCACGCCUCGCUCGUGGGCUGAGGACUCGGGCAUGCAGCGCACUCGCGCCGAGAGCUCCCUGCAGCGCAGCCUGGAGCUGGAGGACGGCGCGCCGCCGCUGGCGCCCAGCCCCAGCAUCGGCAUGGGCUCGGGCGCCACCCCCACCACCACCGCCAGCGGCGCCAGCCGCUACUUCAACACCCCGCGCGGCCGCCUGCUGCAGACGCUGGCCGCCGAGGCGGCGGCGGCGCACAAGGAGCUGAGCCUGAGGGAGACGCGGGAGGGGCUGCCUCCCAGCUAUUCGGAGGUGCUGGGGGCGGUGGAUGCCGCGCUGCUUCACUCGGCAGGCUCCAGCCCGAGCAGAAUCCCGCGCCAGGCCUCUGGCCACGGCGGCGGCGCCGUCGACGCGGCGGCCGCCGCCAUGCGCCCCGUCGCCUACCGCAGCCCCUCGCGCAUCCCGCGGCCCGCGGCGCUGGGGCUGCCGCCCUCGCCGUUUGCUGCCGGCGACGAGAACGCGGGCAGCGUGCCUGCCAGCCCGGACAAGGAGCAGCCUGCCGCGGGCGUGGCGGGCCGCUUUGGCCAGGCGCUGUCCAGCAGCAUCGAGAACCUGCGGGGCUUCUACCACCAGUGA